GUAAUAGGAGCAGGUACUCGGAAGACCUGCCGGGACCCGUCUGGCCGCUCCGGAGACCUGGAAGGAGUUUCAUCCACGUCUUAAACGGAUCGCAGUGAUUCAACGCGAGCCGCCAUCUAGCGCCCCUGCGCCGACGCCCCCGACGCCGGGAAGUGAGUGUGACGCCGGGCACGAGCAGCCGGCGCCGACGUCGUCCGACUCGACUGCGACGGUAACGCGCGGACCGCGGUCACCGCUCAUCACAUCUGAAUCGCGGCCAGGUCGGAUUACGCCGCGACGACGACAGACGCGUCGUCGCCCGUUUUCGCCGAGCCGCAACGCGAGGCCGACUUCGGCCCUCGGGGACCCUCGGUGAGGGGGCCGCGCGCGCACCUCGUCGCCAACGUCGCCAGAAAUAACGCGACGUCCGACCCCCCCCCGCGGAGGAGGAGGCGAGCUGACCUGACGGGGGUGUUUAGCUGUGGGACGUGAGCGUCUCCGCGGCUCGUCGAAACGGACCCCCACCCUCCACACCCCUCCUUCGGAUCAGCAGCAGCAGCAGCCAUGCAAAGCCCUCCGCCUGAAACCGCGGCGGGGCACACGGGCGGACGCACGGAGGACAAAAGUGCCAAUCCGGAGACCACCCUGGGUAGCGCCUACUCUCCCGUGGACUACAUGAGCAUCACCAGCUUCCCCCGGCUGCCGGAGGACGACAACGCCGCCGCCGCCGCCGCCCCCGCCCCCGCCCCGGGGGACAACACUCUGAAGCUGCGCAAAGGCGAGGAAAACGCGCUGAGCGAGCAGGACACGGACCCCGAUGUGUUCCUGAAGUCGGCCCACCUGCAGCGCCUCCCGUCCUCGGCGUCGGACCUGGCCAGCCACGAGAUCGCCUCGCUGCGGGAGACCCGCACGGACCCCUUCACGGAGGACUGCGCCUGCCAGCGCGACGGGCUCACCGUCAUCAUCACGGCGGGCCUCACCUUCGCCUUGGGGGUGACGGUGGCUCUCAUCAUGCAGAUCUACUUAGGACCCCCCCAGAUCUUUAACCAAGGCGCCGUGGUGACCGACGUGGCCCAGUGCACGUCCCUCGGCUUCGACGUCCUGGAGAGACAGGGCUCCAGCGUGGACGCCGCCAUCGCCGCGGCGCUCUGUUUGGGAAUCGUCCACCCUCACACUUCUGGAAUCGGAGGGGGCGGAGUGAUGCUGGUGCACAACAUCCGGAGGAACGAGACGAGGGUCAUUGACUUCAGAGAGACGGCGCCGGCCGCCAUCAGCGAGGAGAUGCUGCUGACGAAACUCCACCUGAACCCCGGCCUGCUGGUGGGGGUACCAGGGAUGCUCAGCGGGCUGCACCAGGCCCACCAGCUCUACGGCAGAAUGCCGUGGAAGGAUGUGGUAACCAUGGCAGCCGAAGUGGCCAGAACUGGAUUUAAUGUCACCCAUGACUUGGCUGAAGCACUGGCGAAGGCAAAGGACCAAAACAUGUCGGAUGCUUUCGGGCAUUUGUUCCUGCCCGAUGGUCAGCCUCCCCCGUCCGGGCUGCUCACCAGACGUCUGGAUUUAGCAGCCAUCUUGGAUGCGGUGGCGUCUAAGGGGACGUCUGAGUUCUACAGCGAGAACCUGACUCGGGAAAUGGCAGCAGCAGUGCAGGCUGCAGGCGGAGUGCUCACAGAGGAGGACUUUGGAAACUACAGCACCGUGUUACAGCAGCCGGCGGAGAUCAUCUAUCAAGGACACCAUGUGAUGGCGGCCCCGGCCCCGCAUGCAGGUAUUGCCUUGAUCGCCGCUCUCAACAUCCUGGAAGGCUACAACAUAACCAGCCAGGUGCCCAGGAACAGCACCUACCACUGGAUAGCAGAGGCACUGAAGAUUUCUCUUGCCCUCGCCAGUGGACUGGGAGACCCCAUGUAUGACACUUCCAUCUCAGAUGUUGUCGCCAAGAUGCUGAGUAAAUCACAGGCCUCCCUACUCCGCCAGAUGAUCAACGACUCUCAGGCUUUUCCCGUCGGACAUUACGCUCCAUCUUUUACCUUGGAGACGGGCGCAGCUGCCGCCCAGGUCAUGGUGAUGGGGCCGGAUGACCACAUCGUGUCAGUCAUGAGCUCUCUCAACAAGCCGUUCGGCAGCGGGAUCGUGACUCCUUCCGGAAUCCUCCUGAACAGUCAGAUCCUGGAUUUCUCCUGGCCAAACAAAACCCGGGGCUCAUCGCCCAACCCGCAUAACAGCCUGCAGCCUGGGAAGAGGCCCAUGUCCUUCCUGAUGCCCACGGCAGUGAGGCCCGCCGUGGGCUUGUGUGGCACCUACGUGGCCGUGGGAUCCUCUGACGGAGAGAAAGCUCUCAGCGGCAUCACGCAGGUGCUGAUGAACGUUCUGUCUUCACGUAAGAACAUGAGCGACAGCUUGGCGUACGGACGACUCCACCCGCAUCUGCUGCCCAACAUGCUGCUGGUGGACUCUGAGUUUGAAGACGAAGACGUGGAGCUGCUGCAGGCCAAAGGUCACAAGGUGGAGAGGAGAGAUGUUCUCUCACUAGUGGAGGGCACCCGGAGAACCAAUGACCUCAUCAUCGGGGUGAAAGACCCCCGCAGUGCUGACGCCUCCGCCCUCACCAUGUCCAACGUGCCCUAGCGCGCCGUCAGCGGCUCACGUAGCGACGUUGUUGUGCCCUCGCGCCGACGCAGUAGUUUGUGUUCACAGUGUACGUCCACCGCUUCACGGCACCACUCAAAACUCCAGCCUUCAUCACGCAGAGCGGGGCGCCUCCCUGAGGUCAGGCCCACCCGAAGAACACGCAAGAGCCUCGGAGUGGAUUCACUCAGCGGACGCGAGGGAACACAGUUGAAAAAGUGUAACGGCAUUUGUUGAGGCUAGUUGUGGGGCGCAGAGGUUGCAUUCAGAUUGUAGGAGAAAGGCAAUUAACGACGAACAAAUAGUUUAUUUUGCACGAAUGAUCAUUGAAUACCGAACAUUUGCUACACAUGCAUGCGUCAAUCCGUCCACGGCCUCUCGCCACCGAUCGUACUAACAUAUUUAAACACUGUAUGAAGCCUCGCACAGUCACAGCUAAACUAGGAUGUUCCAGACUGAAGGCAAGACGACACCGGUGCCCAUCCUGCUCUUUGUGUGCCGUGUAACUGUGACUGUAGAUAUCGUUUGGUGCAGCUGAUUGAGUUUUAACCCCUGCGAUCAAAUCAAAUGGCUCCUUGGGACCAAGUCCAGAACAACUCGUUUUUUUAUUAAAGUACGGAAUUAUCUGUCAACACUGCAACAUUUUUACAGGUUAGGGUCACCAAUGAUAUGUGUAUUUAAAUAUAUAAUUUAUGAAAUUCUAACUGUUGCACGACGUUUUCUCAUUGAAGCUUGUUGCUUUUAAAAAAAUUGUUUUUAGAAUGAUCAUCUUAUUCAGUGAUGGAUUGAAUGUUAUCUG
This is a messenger RNA of Gasterosteus aculeatus aculeatus (three-spined stickleback), 3406 nucleotides long. RefSeq names its product gamma-glutamyltransferase 7 (gene ggt7). Gene Ontology annotation, biological process: glutathione catabolic process. The record is from RefSeq and is a predicted model, not a curated record. NCBI's taxonomy places the organism in Eukaryota, Metazoa, Chordata, Actinopteri, Perciformes, Gasterosteidae. Gene Ontology annotation, molecular function: glutathione gamma-glutamate hydrolase. Gene Ontology annotation, cellular component: plasma membrane.